AUGCAAUCAUCGGGUGCCGUCGGGAAGCUCGGCAUCUCGUUUGCGUUUGGGCUGACGAUCUUUGCGAUCGUAUACUCGAGCGCGGGGAUCUCGGGCGGGCACAUCAACCCGGCCGUCACGUUCGCCGGCAGGAUCAGCGCCCUCAAGGGAUCCCUCUACAUCAUCGCUCAGAUGGUCGGCUCGAUCUGCGGUGCCGCUAUCGUGCACGCCGUAAACAAGACGCUCUUCAGUCAGACGAACGGCGGGGCCAACUUCGUGCAGCCAGGAUACGACAAAGGCGAUGCCCUGGGCGUGGAGAUCAUUGGCACCUUCGUCCUCAUUACCACCGUCUUCGCGGCGACCGACCCUGUGCGCUCCUGUCGCGAAGGGUCGCCCCACAUCAGCGCGCUGGCGCCCUUCGCGAUCGGCGUCGCGGUGUUCAUCGUCCAUUUGGCGAUCAUCCCGAUCGACGGCACCAGCAUUAACCCCGCGCGCAGCUUCGGGCCCGCGGUCAUAUACAACAAAGACUUUGUGUGGGACGACCAAUGGAUAUUUUGGGUGGGCCCAGGAAUCGGAGCCCUCGUUGCAGUGUUCGUGUACGAGUGGUUCAUUCGUGGGGCGGACUUCCGGUCCAUGCAGCGGAAGCAUCAGUAA
Molecule: messenger RNA, 633 nt
Organism: Klebsormidium nitens
Lineage: Eukaryota; Viridiplantae; Streptophyta; Klebsormidiophyceae; Klebsormidiales; Klebsormidiaceae
Source: the annotation of a GenBank genome assembly